This is a messenger RNA of Cuscuta europaea, 1009 nucleotides long. The record is from the annotation of a GenBank genome assembly. Lineage: Eukaryota; Viridiplantae; Streptophyta; Magnoliopsida; Solanales; Convolvulaceae.
ACAAAACCGAAUUUAACACUAUUUUGAUAAGGUUCCAUCUAAUAACGAAACCUAUCCGGGGCCUACCUGCAAGUGCGGAAGACCAAAGACGCCGACGACUCGAGUCAGUCGACGACCGCCGCCGCCCGACAUCUAGCGCCAGGCUCCAGGCUUCCACCACCGCGGACGCAGUCCCGUCCCGCCUCCAGACUCCAGACUCCAGCCUCCAGGACCACGACCGCACUAUCCGUACGCAGACGCCCUCACGCAAUCACGCCCUACCAGUUCGGGCUGUCCAGAAGUCCACUGUCCACGCUAGGCCUCUACCCGCAGUAACCGUGAAGGAUAUCAUCGCAUUUGCUACUGAUUUGAUAGCGAGUAAAGCUAAGGUGUUAGCGUAGAAAUGAGCAACUCAGCAGCUGGACCCUCGUCAAAAGCCAAAGUUGGAGCGUCUCAACCAUCAGAAGUUUCAUUUAAACGUAAACGUGGAAUGUUUCAGAAGGAUUUGCAGCAUAUGAUGUAUGGAUUUGGAGAUGCUCCAAAUCCACUUCCAGAGAGUGUAGCACUUGUAGAAGACAUUGUUGUGGAAUAUGUCACAGAUAUGGUACACAAAGCUCAAGAUCUUGCCUCCAAAAGAGGGAGGCGGUUGACAGAAGAUUUUCUGUUUUUAAUUCGAAAGGACUUGCCGAAACUUAACCGGUGCACAGAGCUAUUGUCGAUGAAUGAAGAGCUGAAACAAGCCAGGAAGGCCUUUGAGGUUGAUGAAGAGAAGCUGGCCACACUUGAAUAAAUAAGUCCAUCUUCUCUCCUGAUGAUGUAAUAUAUGUUUGUAUACUUCUAAUGCGAUCUGUAAUGUUCUGAAUCCCCACAUUCCAUCUCUGUGCUACUUAUUAGAAACAUACAUAAAUAUAUUGAUGCCCACAUCCAAGGACUUCUUAUUUCUUAGUAGACUUGUAGAGCUGUAAGCCUGUAAUGGUACCAUGCCAACAUAAACUUAUGUUUGGGUUAGUAAACAAUAUUUGGAACCAGG